Molecule: messenger RNA, 2347 nt
Organism: Syngnathoides biaculeatus (alligator pipefish)
Lineage: Eukaryota; Metazoa; Chordata; Actinopteri; Syngnathiformes; Syngnathidae
Product: chloride intracellular channel protein 6-like
Exons: 6
Coding region: 91-2001 (636 amino acids)
Source: RefSeq, a predicted model, not a curated record
GUCAGCAUUGACUCAGCUUUGCAGGUCAAAGGUGAAAGUCCUGAUCAGGGUUCACAUGGCAGUGUUGUUGAGACGAGCCAGUUGCUUGAUAUGGUGAAACAUAAUGAAACUGACCCAAGUGACAACAUGAACAGCUUGUGGGAACAGGAACCAAACAACGACGUCUUACAGCAGGAGGUCCUGAUUAUGGACAUGCGGGAGAUGGCCGAGGUCACGGUAUCUGCUUCAGACAAAGAAACCACACCAGGUCUUGAAAUUAAAGAGCCACCAGAUGUCGCGUUGGUAGCUUCCUUAGAGCAACAUGGAGAGGACGUUAGUAUUGACGCAAAUGGGAUGCAUGAAAUAAAGGAGCAAGAAGAAAAUAUUCCCUUCAUUGAAAUGGAUGCAGGUGGCCAAACCCCAGAGGAGAAAGACGAGCUGAAUAAAGAAACUGAUCUUGACAGCCAGGUUGAGGAUAUAAAUGUAAGGACCCAACAAGAUGAUACGCAGCAGAAAACGGAAUCCGAGAAAGAGGUGAAACUGCCAAAGGAGGAGCUCAUGUGUGAGGAAUCCAGAGUUGAUGGGCACGAACAUGAAGAAGAUCAACCUCUGCAUCCUCUCAGCAGACAUCACGGAGAAAGUGAUGAUGUGAGGAAUGCGCCAAAUCAAGAAGAGACGGCAGAAACUGUGAGCAUGUUAGACGAUGAGACUGAAAAGAUAGAAGACAAGAGUCAAAAAAGAGGACUUCAAGACCUUGGGAAUGUUGAGUCAAAUGAGGCCAUAGACAGCAGGUCAGAGUCACAUGAAGAUGAGAAGCCAGUUAGAGAAGAGUUGGAACUGGACAUAAAUGGAAGAGUCAAAGAAUUAAAACAAGCCAUGGAGAAUGGGAUACUUUGCCUUGAGACACAGUUGACAAAGAAGGAAGUGAAAAUGCCGUCCACUAGGAGAAAAGAUAAUGAAUGGAUUAAAAUGAAACAUGGCGAACCAGGCGCCAAUCCAGAAGGAAAACACCAGAAAGAGAAUCCCGUGAGAACCGACAAAGGAUCUUUAACUGACAACUUUCAUCUAUCCAUGAGGGAUGCAUGGAUGAAGGAGCUGAAGUCAGUCAUUAAAGAAGAUGUUCCUCCAAAAAAGAAAGAUGGCCAGGUCAAGAAAAAGAGGGUGGUGCUGUUGGAGGAUGGACAGGAAUACAUUGCUCAUCAGGAGAGGCAGACAGAGAAGCGGCAGGAGAUGAUUCCACAAAAUGUGGUGGAGACCCUUUUGCCUCGUGUGGACGAUACCGCAACGUGCACACCACCACAGGACCAAAACGAUGAGAUCUCACUUUACGUCAAGGCAGGCAGCGAUGGAGAAAGCAUCGGUAACUGCCCAUUCUCUCAACGACUUUUUAUGAUUCUCUGGCUCAAAGGAGUGAUCUUCAAUGUCACCACAGUUGACCUGAAGCGGAAACCUGCUGACUUACAGGACCUCGCUCCCGGCACCAACCCUCCAUUUAUGACCUUUAACGGAGAGGUCAAGGUCGACGUCAACAAGAUAGAGGAGUUCCUCGAGGAGAAACUGACACCACCGCGCUACCCCAAACUGUCACCGAAAAAUCCAGAGGCCAACACAGCCGGUAUUGAUGUUUUUGCCAAGUUCUCUGCUUAUAUCAAGAACCCGAGGAAAGACACCAAUGACGCCUUAGAGAAAGCACUGGUCAAGUCUCUUCGGCACCUCGAUGACUUCCUGCGGACUCCCCUACCUAGUGAGAUUGACGGUGAUGCCUCAGGAGAUGUCCCAGAGUCCACCAGGAGCUUCCUGGACGGCCCAGAGCUCACGCUGGCCGACUGCAACCUGCUUCCUAAACUACACAUCCUAAAGGUGGUAGCCAAGAAGUAUCGUGGAUUUGAGAUCCCUGCAGAGAUGACAGGCAUUUGGCGGUACCUGAACUGUGCCUAUCAGAGAGAAGAAUUCAACAGCACCUGCCCAGCCGAGAGGGAAAUUGAGUUUGCCUAUGUUAAUGUUGUUAAAAAAGUUAAAUGAGGGCAAAUCAUCUUGUAAUUUAGAUCAAGCGUGGCUAAUGUUUGGCCUGGGGGCCACAGACUGCCCAAUUCAUUCUUUCAUCCGGCCCACAGAGUAUUUACAUUAUCAUGAGUCCUGUGAUAUUUGGUGUAGCAAUCUAACACCCCCCCCCAGGAAUCGUUAAAUUAAAUCAAUUUAUUCUGUUUUUUAAUUGAUUCUGUAUUCCUAUAGCUCACUCUAUAACAUGUAUUGUACCGGUAGAUAGAAAAAGUCAGAAAAAUGAUCUAUUACAUUUUGGAAAUUAUUCAUUUAAUCUAACAAUAAUAUAAUGUGAUAUAUUUACAGAAAUUGUAAACUAUUCCAAAAA